Drosophila persimilis is the source of this 556-nucleotide messenger RNA. Its product is annotated as INO80 complex subunit C. Gene Ontology annotation, biological process: chromatin remodeling. The transcript is spliced from 3 exons. NCBI's taxonomy places the organism in Eukaryota, Metazoa, Arthropoda, Insecta, Diptera, Drosophilidae. The record is from RefSeq and is a predicted model, not a curated record. Gene Ontology annotation, cellular component: Ino80 complex. The coding region runs from base 16 to 372 and encodes 118 amino acids.
AAGUGGCAUUUCUACAUGAAUGGAUUAACAACUAGCAUGGACACGAAAUCGAGUCAGAAAACCAGACGCUCAUUUAAAAAGCCCUUUAUCUUCGCAAAGAACUGUGUGUACCGCCCAAUGCGCCAGAUAAGCAAUAUGGAACGAAACCAGAAGCUACCUGUUGACAGGCCAACGUACUUCACGCUUAAUGCACCACCCUCUCUGGUACCGGCCAAAAAGUACUCGGACAUUAGCGGCUUGCCCGCCCCCUAUAUGGAUCCGCACACAAAGCUUCGUUUUGCCAAUGCCGAAGAGUACGCCUCCAUGCAGCACAUGCCAUCGGACAUCAUCAACCGGUACCUAUCGGUACGCGGCUACACUAGUGCCGUGUAAUGGUUGACGAAUGACUGCUGAAUGAGCUCUCGAAGGUCCGGUCUGCAGUUAUUUCUGACCUUACUUUUAGUUAGAAUGUAAGGUUUAUUUUUAAGUUAGAUUGUAAAGAGUUGUCAAACUGUAAGGCAGUGGCAAUAACCCCAAGAACUUUUAAUAAUAAAACAGUGAAAGUAAGCUGAAAUUA